AUCGCCAGCCGGGUCGGGCCGGAGAAUGAGAGAAGUAAGGAUUCUCCUUCCAUCGAUCUAUCCAGCCACAGUUUCCAACGAACUUCGUCGUGGGCUUUGGAAUGGGCACCGGGAGCAUGCAGUACCAGACUACGGUCCAGAGCUGGACAUAAACGAAAGGCUACUAGCGCGCAGGAAAUUCGGCGGUCAGGCAGUUUCUGCCCCUCUGCCCUCUGCUGGUGCCCCGCGAGGUGGCUUUGUCGCUUUGCGCGCGAUGGUCGUCUCUCUGGGCAGGUCUGAGCCAGAUUCCUGAUUUGAGUUUCAUGCAGUUGGUCAUACUAUCUGCGGUUUAAGAGAAAUCAUUGGUGCAAUUGUCUACAACAACAAAAACGAUGUGCACCUGCUAGAGAAGCUCUUGACGUCCAUGUGGGUGGUGGACACAUACUUCUCGAUACGGAGUGGAAAACCUUCGCUUCUAGAAGCAAGAGGAACGAGACACCUUAAUAUUUCCAAAUAUUUAAGUUGUGAUGAAUUGUAUCCACCGUCGUAGGAGAAUGGAGAUGUGGCGCAUGUCUUUCGUCCUCAAAGUAAACAAGGUCUUAAAAAAAUUCGGUUCGAUCGGAGGCCGACAUCAGUUUUUGCACAUAAAGAGAUUGUUACGUGAUGGAAUUAUAGACUCAAACAGGAAUAUAGAGUAUGGUGUA
Molecule: messenger RNA, 683 nt
Organism: Marchantia polymorpha subsp. ruderalis
Lineage: Eukaryota; Viridiplantae; Streptophyta; Marchantiopsida; Marchantiales; Marchantiaceae
Source: the annotation of a GenBank genome assembly